Aegilops tauschii subsp. strangulata is the source of this 582-nucleotide messenger RNA. The record is from RefSeq and is a predicted model, not a curated record. Lineage: Eukaryota; Viridiplantae; Streptophyta; Magnoliopsida; Poales; Poaceae.
AUGACGCAGAUAGUGCCGCCACCGCCGGCCUUAGCAGGCACCGAAGGCAAGAUUUCACCCAGAUCACUUCAAAGGGAUCCAACUCUCGUGCACGGGCCGCCGUCACCACCAGCACCACCAGGCAGAACCCUGGAGCACCGGCAGAUCAGCGAGCCGCCGGCACCACCGCAUCCAGAUCGCCGGCCACGCCGGGCCGCCGCCAUCCCCGCGCCGUCCGGGUCAGAGACGGAGCCGCCGACCGCGCACAGGGACCGCCGCCGCCUGCACACGCCGGAGCGCCGCCGAGAGCCCAGCGCCCGCCACCGCUUGCCGAGGGCCGCCGCUGCGCGCCCCGAGCGGACUCCCACGCACACCAGGGGAAACCGCGAGCGUGAGCCCUGCCGUCGACCCCAAGCCCGCGCCGGCGCGCCCCGCCUCCAGCGCGCCGCCAACCCCCGCCGCAAUCCGCCCGCGCCAGAUCCAGCGAGUUGUGGGAGAAGAGAUCCCGCCGCCGCCAACGCCGGCGGGGCCUUGCCCGGCGGCGCGCCCUGGCAGCGGCGAGGAGGAGAGGUCGGGGGAGGGACGAGGACGCGGUGGCGCUAG